AUGUCCUGUGUACACUAUAAAUUUUCCUCUAAACUCACCUAUGGCACCAUCAUCUUUGAUGGGCUCCAUAUCUCCCUCUGCGAUUUAAAGAAGCAGAUUAUGGGGAGAGAAAAGCUGAAAGCUGCCUAUAGCGAUCUGCAGAUCACCAAUGCAGAGACGGAAGAAGAAUAUACUGAUGUUAAUGCACUAAUUCCUAAAAAUUCAUCUGUAAUAGUCAGAAGAAUUCCUAUCAGAGAUGUUAAGUCUACAAGCAAGAAACGUGUUAUAAGUCGAACUGAGCCAGUGAUAGGAGCUACAAAAGCAAUUGGUGACCCUUCUGCAUCUCUUUCUCUGGCCCAGCUUACAAAGACUGUCAAUCUGGCCGAAGCCAAUGCUUCUGAGGAAGACAAAAUUAAAGCAAUGAUGUUGCAAUCUGUCCGUUUAUACAACCCAAUCAAUUACAUGAAGAAAAGUCUGGUAAGUCUGCCACCUCCAUCCUACACCUGCUUUCGUUGUGGUAAACCUGGUCAUUAUAUUAAGAAUUGCCCAACAAAUGGGGAUAAGAACUUUGCAACUGGUCCUAGGAUCAAAAAGAGCACUGGAAUUCCUACAAGUUUUCUGAUGGAAGUGAAAGAUCCUAACAUGAAAGGUGCAAUGCUUACCAACACUGGAAAAUAUGCAAUACCGAUUAUAGAUGCAGAGGCCUAUGCAAUUGGGAAGAAAGAGAAACCACCCUUCUUACCAGAGGAACCAUCCCCAUCUUCAAAAGAAGGUGAUCCUAUCCCAGAGGAGCUCCUGUGCCUCAUCUGCAGAGACAUUCCUACAGAUGCCGUUGUCAUUCCAUGCUGUGGAAACAGUUACUGUGAUGAAUGUAUAAGAACAGCACUCCUGGAGUCCGAUGAACAUACAUGUCCAACAUGUCAUGAAAAUGAUGUUUCUCCUGAUGCUUUAGUUGCCAACAAGUCUUUACGGCAGGCUGUUAAUAACUUUAAAAAUAAAACUGGCUAUACAAAAAGACUACGAAAACAAUACAGAGAAGGUCUACCCCCUUAUGACACCAAAGCCUAUUAUGGGCAGAGUGUUGACUUUAGAGACCCAUUUGAGAAAGAACGCUACCAGGAAUGGGAGAGGCAAUAUCGACAGUGGUAUGAGAAGUACUACAAAGGGUACACAGUGGGAGUGCAGCCUAGACCCUUGGCCAACAGAGAAGACAUUUGGAGAGAGUGGCUGAAACUUCAGGGAGACUUUGGGGUCCUCAAGAAUUAG
Arvicanthis niloticus (Nile rat) is the source of this 1245-nucleotide messenger RNA. Lineage: Eukaryota; Metazoa; Chordata; Mammalia; Rodentia; Muridae. The record is from RefSeq and is a predicted model, not a curated record.